Messenger RNA from Siniperca chuatsi (mandarin fish), 1559 nucleotides. RefSeq names its product mucin-2-like. The transcript is spliced from 5 exons. Lineage: Eukaryota; Metazoa; Chordata; Actinopteri; Centrarchiformes; Sinipercidae. Bases 50 to 1330 code for a protein of 426 amino acids. The record is from RefSeq and is a predicted model, not a curated record.
UGCUUCAUAGUAAAGUGCUCUCCGUCUGUUCUGGGCGGUCAUCUUCAGUAUGGCAGGUGAAAAUGGAAGGGGACACCGGUCACGUCAAAAUGUGGCAGUCCUAUUGGUCCUGUGCGCUUUGGCCCCGAGUUUAACUUGCUUUAGCUUGCGAGGGCUGAGCAAAAGAGUUAAGCAGGGCAAGGUAGUUGAUGAGGCUACAGUGACGGACAUAAGGACAGGAAGCAUUCUCUUCAAUGGAAAAGAGCUUAAUUCCCGGUCAGGGUCCGCCUCUGCAGCUACCACAGGAAAGGAUGAAUUGCUGCAUGUUGAGUCGGAUCAAUCAGAUGGCACAGGUUGGUCAAGUGGACGAAGGCAAGAUAUGGAUUCUAGGGAAGCAUCAUGGAGGCGCAUGGCAUCUUCUCUGCAGUGUGGUGGGGACCAUUUGAAAUUCAGAGCAGUGGGACCGGGAGCUUCACAAUUUGUAGUGGAACAAGGAAAUGCACCUCCAAUGCCUCUGUCCCAGGUCCCUUCCACCUGUGGCUACAACAUACAGAGAAACUCCCUUGCACUUGUUAUGUUGGUUCCCUAUGAUGGCUGCAACAUGGUUCAAGAGGGUGGAAGUUAUGUGCUCCCAAUGCGUUGGCAGGGAGUUCCAGUGUUACUCAGGUGUCCCAAAACCACAACUGCUGCGCCAACCACAACUACUGUGCCAGUCAGAACUACUGCGCCAACAACAAAGACCCCUGAAAUGCCUCACUUUCCGCAAUACCCCUUUUUCCCCCCUUUUUAUCCUUACUUUACUCCCCCUGCUCCAACCACGACUGCUGCUGCUCCAACCACGACUGCUGCUGCUCCAACCACAAAGACACCUGAAAUGCCUCACUUUCCGCAAUACCCCUUUUUCCCCCCUUAUUAUCCUUACUUUACUCCCCCUGCUCCAACCACGACUGCUGCUGCUCCAACCACGACUGCUGCUGCUCCAACCACGACUGCUGCUGCUCCAACCACGACUGCUGCUGCAUCAACCACAAAGACACCUGAAAUGCCUCACUUUCCGCAAUACCCCCUUUUCCCCCCUUUUUAUCCUUACUUUACUCCCCCUCCUGCAACCACAGCUGCUACUGCUGCAUCAACCACAAAGACACCUAAAAUGCCUCACUUUCCGCAAUACCCCCUUUUCCCCCCUUUUUAUCCUUACUUUCCUCCCCCUCCGCCAACCACAACUGCUGCUGCGCCAACCACAACUGCUGCACCGACUACCACUGCAAAGCCAGCAGCCACAGCUCUUCCUCAGUUUCCUUUUCCUCUAUACCCACCUUACUUCACUAAAUUUCCUUGGCACUUCCGAUAGCCUCUACCAGCAACUGCUGUUUCCACCACGUGCCUUUCUCUCAUAUCCUCUUUCCCUCACUAGUCCCAAUAUCCAACCCCCUAAGCCAGAAACGCCAACUACCUCAACUAAGUAAACAGACCUCCCACUGACUCAAUCACUGCCGGACCAUUACCCUUGACCUUCCAUUUAUGCCCCUCCCCCUUAUUCUAGCCUGCUGAACCUGUUUGAAUAAAUGGUUUGAAAAACA